UUGGUCCUUGACAGACCUCAUAGGCCUUAUUUAAAUUUGUUUUGGAGCACCUCAUUUUAACAUUGUAAUAAGACAAGUCUGAAAAUGGUUGAGCCUAGCGUUUCCCAGAGAAUUAUUAGGGUCUCACCUAGGCUUAGAAGAAAAAAGGUAUUGCUAAAUCAGGAGCUUGCCGAAUAGGGUUGUUGGCUGGUGAAGGGGCUCUACUUCUUCCCUGGCUUUUCCUGAGACUGAUCUCUGCUCCUCUGGGCUCAAAGGAAUAUCCAAGAGUGCCUGACAAUCAGCCUAGGUAGGGCGGUGGGUAGCUAAGAUGGAAGUAAAAAGAUCUGCAUAUGUUUUAGGUUCUUUCCACAAGGGGGAGAUUGUUUUCUCCUAUUGAACAAAUCAGAUGUAGAGAAUGGAGUCUGUACCCAGGCUAAUCCUGGAGUUCUAUUUUCCUCCUACCAGGUAGUAACCUGUCUUAGUGGACACCCUGUUGCCUGUUGCCCUGUUUCAGGGCCUCCACCUAGUUGAAAAGGGUCUUUCAAAAGCUUCCCUGGAGCUAUAUGACCUUGGAGACUCACGUACUUUGGCCAUGUUAUCAGGAGGGAUCAGUCCCUAGAGAAGGACAUCGUGCUUGGUAAAGUAGAUGGUCAGCAAAAAAGAGGAAGACCCUCAACAAGACGGGUUGACACAGUAGCUGCAACAAUGGGCUUAAGCAUAGCAACGAUUGUCAGGCUGUCCCUCCACUGUGCACAGGAUUGCCUGGCAGGUGAAAAGCAGCAGUAGCCCCAGAGGCACAGAGAGAUGGUUUUCAGAAGUGCCCAGCCUCCUUACCUGAACCUGAGCACCCCUUUCCAGGGGACAAUCCUAGGGGGCCUCCAGGAUGGACUUCAGAUCAUCAUCAAGGGGACCGUUCUUUCCUCCGGUGGAUCCAGGUUUGCUGUGAACUUUCAGACCCGUGACAGUGAAAAUGACAUUGCCUUCCAGUUCAACCCUCGGUUUGAAAAGGGCGGGUAUGUGGUCUGCAAUACAAAACAGAAUGGAUCCUGGGGGUCUGAGUUGAAGAGGAUAAAAAUGCCUUUCCGGAAGGGGAAGCCCUUUGAGAUCUGUGUCCUGGUGCAGAUCCUGCAUUUCAAGGUGAUGGUGAACAGGAGCCAUUUUUUGCAGUACUCACACCGCGUGCCCUUUCACUGCGUGGACACCAUUUCCAUCGAAGGUCCUCUGCAGCUAGACUCCAUCGAGUUCCAGCAGAAUGCCACGAUGCCACCUAUGGUGCAUCCCAACCUGACCUAUGCACUGCUGCCAAGCUCAGUGGAUAGCCCAGCUUCAUGGAAAUCUGUACAAAAUUCCCCUCCUGCAGUGCCCGACGUUGGCUCUGACUGCUGCGGGCUGACCUGUCCCCUCCUCCCACAACCGCUGUCUUACUUUAGUACUGCCAUCCCUGGGGGGCUUUGCCCAUCCAAGUCUGUCAUCGUGUCAGGCACUGUCCUGCCCUAUGCGGAGAGUUUUCACAUCAACUUGAGCUCUGGGAGAGACAUCACCUUCCAACUGAAACCCCGCUUCAAUGAGAAUGCCAUGGUCUCCAAAAUCAAGAUCAACAAAUCGUGGAGGUCUAAGAAGCACAGGUUGCCCUUUGAACGCGGCCAGAACUUCUUGGUGCGGAUAGUGUGUGAAAGCGACUGCUUCAAGAUGGCAGUGAAUGGCCAGCGCGUGGGUAGAUAUGACCACUCCCUGAAAAACCUGUCAGCCAUCAACAAACUGGAAGUGGCAGGCGACAUCCAGUUGACCAUCAUGCAGGCAUAGGAAGACCCUGGGCCCUUGGCUAGUGGGCUGGGGCGCAUUCCUGUGUAGAUUUCCUCGUUGCUCAACUCCACCACCCCAGCCCCAGCCCCAGGUCAGCUCCUUCCAUCCAGCCUAUGACCUGGGGCCUUUUCGGGGAGACCAUGCCUUGUCUGGCCCUGCUUCAGGCAGCAGCCAGCCUGGAGGAGGAACCCAGCUUCCUCAGUCUGCAGUGCCUGUGGCUCCAGCUGCCAAAUCCUACCAUCCAAUGAGAGGGGCGCAGCUGGGGGCCCUCUGUGCAAGCUGAGGCCCCGUGGUCUGUCCGUCAGCAGGGAGGGAGAGUCCUGAGCCUUCCCAAGCUCCCCACUCCACACAGGCCUGAGCCUCCUCCUCUUGUUCUCAACCACAUCCAGCCCCCCAUUCCACUCCUUCCCAACCCCCAAGCCAUCAGCUGUGCACUCCAGGUGGAAGGUGAUUUCAGCUCCUCCCUCUCUCUGACCUUUCGCCUAUACCCUCACCCUGCAUCAAUACUACACCCCCUCCAGGAAACCUACCCUGGUGACACCCCACUAACCUCCCCGCAACUGACCUGACCUUUCCCAGUGUCACUGAAAUAAAUAAAAAGGCAUUCUAGAAGGCAUGAAAUUCUGUAAGGGAAUUAAAGAAGAAGAAGAAAAAAAAAAGUUGAGGCACCUGAUAAGAUCUGAAAUUGCCAUUUUAAGGACUGAGUGUGAUUUCUUGUUUGCUGGUUCUGUUUUCACCCUGGCAGCAGCCAUCUUCCGUACUGUUUCUAAGACAAAUGUCCAGUAUGAUGAUGCACCUACACAUCGUCCCCUCCCUGUCAUAUACCCAUGUAAUCGCCACAUUGAAACCAAUCUAAGAGAGAGACAUAUAAUACCCUUUUCAGGCAAUCGACUUACAGAGCUUGCCAGUGGAUCCCCGAGGUGGGGGGCAGCUUUGGCCUUGAGCCCUGAGAAUUCCAACCCAAAAGGCCAUCACUCCAUUGAUGGUGAGGGAUUCAGGAAGUACCGUCCCUCACCACUGACAGUUCUGAAUCAUAAUAGCAUGUGAGAAUCUUUGCCCUAAAUAACCCUUUCUGGCAGUUCCUCUAUUUUCAAUCUUCAAAUCGGUCCUCCAGGCCUAACCUAGGAGAUGAGGUGGGAAGGGAAUAAACACUUAUGGAAGACGGAAACUCCUACUAUUUACCAGGUUGGCACUGUGAUUGAGGCUUAUAUUCCUUUUCAAACACCCGUUAUUAUCCCCAUUGUACAGGCUAAGAGAGGUUAAGUAACUUGGUAGAUGCUGGAUUCUCACCCAGGUCUUUUGAGAUGAACGAGCAGCAUAGUUCAAUAGCUGAGCAAGGGGCUUCAGGCCCUGCACUACAUGGGUUUGAAUCUCAGCUCGAUUCCAUACUGUGUGCUGGGCCUUCUUUAAAACAGUGCAGGGCUCAGGGCCACCCAAAGACUAUGGGGCCAUCUAAGACAACUGCCCAGUGUCAGCAUUUUUCAUGGGCCCCAUGAGAGAGCAGUGAAGAUAAAUUUCUAAACUGAAAUUUAUUGAUGCUCAGAAAAGAGAAGUAAGUUACAGCCCUCCCUGGUCCCCUGGCCCCAGCCAUAGGGCUCAGGAGGUGUGACCUCAGGCAAGUUCCAAAAACUCUCUGAACUUCAGUUACUCAGCAGCAUUGUUGUUAGGUGUUGUUGAAUCAGUUCUGACCGUAUGUAGGACAGAAUGAAACACUGCCCAGUCCUGUGCCACCCUCACAAUCCUUGCUAUAUUUGAGUCCAUUGUUGCAGCCAGUGUGUCAAUCCAUCUCUUUGAGGGUCUUCCUCUUUUUAGAUGACUCUCUACUUUAUCAAGCAUGAUGUCUUUCUCCAGGGACUGAAAGCUCCUGAUAACAUGUCCAAAGUAUGUGAGACAUAGUCUCGCUGACCUUGUUUCCCAGGAGCACUCUGGCUGUACUUCUUCCAAGACAGGCUUGUUUCUUUUUUGGCAGUUCAUGGUAUAUUCGGUAUUCUUCACCAACACAAUAAUUCAAAGGUAUCAAUUCUUCAGUCUUCCUUAUUUAUUGUCCAGCUUCGAAUGCAUAUGAGGUGAUUGAUAAUAUCAUGGCUUGGGUCAGGUGCUCCUUAGUACUCAAAGUGACAUCUUUGCUUUUUAACGCUUUAAAGAGGUCUUUUGCAGAGAUUUGCCCAAUACAAUGCAUCGUUUGAUUUCCUGAUUGCUGUUUCCAUGAGCGUUGAUUGUGGAUCCAAGCAAAAUGAAAUCCCUGACAAUUUCAAUCCUUUCUCUGUUUACCAUGAUGUUGCUCAUCGGUCCAGUUGUGAGAAUUUUUGUUUUCUUUAUGUUGAGUUGUAAUCCAUACUGAAGGCUGUAGUCUUUGAUCUCCAUCGGAAAAUGCUUCAAGUUCUUUUCACUUUCAGCAAGCAAGGUUGUGUCAUCCGCGUAUCACAGAUUGUUAAUGCAUCUUCCUGCAAUCCUGAUGCCCUGUUCUUCUUCAUACAGUCCAGUUUCUCAGAUUAUUUGCUCAGCAUACAGAUUGAAUAAGUAUGGUGAAAGGAUACAACCUUGACACACACUUUUUCUGAUUUUAAACCAUGCAGUAUCCUUUGUUCUGUUCAAACAGUUGCCUCUUGGUCUAUGUACAGGCUUCACACAAGCACAAUGAAGUGUUCUGGAUCUCCCUUUCUUCCCAAUGUUAUCCAAAAUUUGUUAAGAUCCACACAGUCAGAUGCUUUGCAUAGUCAAUAAAACACAAGUAAACAUCUUUCUGGUAUUCUCUGCUUUCAGCCAAGAUACAUCUGACAUCAGCAAUGAUAGCCCUUGUUUCAUGUCCUCUUCUGAAUCCAGCUUGAAUUUCUGGUCACUGGACUGCUGCAAUCAUUUUUUUAGAUUAUCUUCAGCAAAAAUUUUACUUGCAUGUGAUAUUAAUGAUAUUGUUUGAUAAUUUCUGGAUUCUGUUGGAUCAUCUUUCUUUGGAAUGGGCACAAAUAUUGGCCAGGUAACUGUCUUCCAAAUUUCUUGGCAUAGCGAGCACCCCCAGUGCUGUACUGAAAUAUUUCAAUUGAUAUUCUGUCAAUUCCUGGAGACUUCCUGUUUUUUGCCCAUGCCUUCAGGGCAGGUUGGACUUCUUCCUUCAGUACCACUGGUUCUUGAUCAUGUGCUUCCUCCUGAAAUGGUUGAAUGUCAACCAAUUAUUUUUGGUACAGCGACUCUUUAUAUUACUUCCAUCUUCUUUUGAUGCAUCGUUCAAUAUUUUGCCCAUAGAAUCCUUCAAAAUUGCAACUCGAGGAUUGAAUUUUUACUUCGGUUCUUUCAGCUUGAGAAACGCCCAGAGUGUCUUCCCUUUUGUUUUUCUAACUCCAGGUCUUUGCACAUGUCAUAACACUUUCUUCUUGAGUGACCUUCGAAAUCUUCUCUUCAGCUUUUCCAUCGUCAUUUCUUCCAUUCACUUUAUCUACUCUGUUUUCAAGAGCAAGUUUCAGAAUCUCUUCUGGCAUCCGUUUUGGUCUUUUCUAUCUUUGUUGUCUUCUUAAUGACCUUUUGCUUUAUUUAUGCAUGAUGUUCUUGAUGUCAUUCCACAACUCGUCUGAUCUUCAGUUAUUAGUGUUCGUCAAAUCUAUCCUUGAGAUGGUCUCCAAAUUCAGGUAGGAUAUACUCAAGAUCAUAUUUUGGUUCUCUUGGACUUGCUCCAAUUUUCUUCAGCUUCAUCUUGGACUUCCAUAUGAGCAAUUGAUGGUCUGUUCCACAGUUGGCCCCUGGUUUUGUUCUGACUGAUGAUAUUGAGCUUUUCCAUCGUCUCUUUCCAAUGCACCUGUCAGUUUGUCAUAGUGUGGUGGCUUGCGUGUUGCUGUGAUGCUGGGAGCUAUGCCACCAGUAUUUCAAAUACCAGCAGGGUUGUCCAUGGUAGACAAGUUUCAGUGGAGCUUCCAGACUGAGAUAGCCUAGGAAGAAGGAUCAGGUGGUCUAUUUCUGAAAAACUUGACCAGUGAAAACCUUAUGAAUAGCAUAGGAACAUUGUCUGAUAUAGCACUGGAAGAUGAGCCCCUCAGGUUGGAAGGCCCUCAAAAUGUGACAGGGGAAGAGCUGCCUCUUCAAAGUAGAGUCCACCUUAACGAUGAGGAUGGAGAAAGCUUUCAGGGCCUUCAUUUGCUGAUGUGGCAUGAUUCAAAAUGAGAAGAAACAGCUGCAAACAUCCAUUAAUAAUCAGAACAUGGAAUGUAUGAAGUAUGAAUCUAGGAAAAUUGGAGGUUGUCAAAAAUUAAAUGGAAUGCAUAAAGUCCUAGGCAUUAGUGAGCUGAAAUGGACUGGUACUGGACAUUUUGAAUCAGACAAUCAUGUGGUCUAUUAUGCUAGGAAGGACAAAUUGAAGAGGAAUAAGAUGGCAUUCAUUGUCGAAAAGAACAUUUCAAGAUCUGUCCUGAAGUACAACGCUGUCAGUGAUAGGAUAAUAUCCAUACACCUACAAGGAAGACCAGUUAAUGCAACUACUAUUUAAAUUUAUGCACCAACCACUACCGCCAAAGAUGAGGAAAUUGAUGGCUUUUAGCAGCUUCUGCAGUCUGAAAUUGAUCAAACAUGCAAUCAAGAUGCAUUGAUAACUGCUAGUGAUUGGAAUGCGCAAGUUGGAAACAAAGAAGGAUUGGUUGUUAGAAAAUAUGGCCUUGGUGAUAGAAACGACACCGGAGAUCACAUAAUAGAAUUUUGCAAGGCCAACGACUUCUGCAUUGCAAAAUACCUUUUCAACAAUAUAAAUGGUGCCUAUACACGUCAUUGUCUUUUUCCACAGAUGUAGUCAAUUCCUGAGUUUUC
Messenger RNA from Loxodonta africana (African savanna elephant), 6567 nucleotides. RefSeq names its product galectin-9B-like. The transcript is spliced from 10 exons. The coding region runs from base 784 to 1782 and encodes 332 amino acids. The record is from RefSeq and is a predicted model, not a curated record. NCBI's taxonomy places the organism in Eukaryota, Metazoa, Chordata, Mammalia, Proboscidea, Elephantidae. Gene Ontology annotation, molecular function: carbohydrate binding.